UUAUUUGAAUGUCCCAUUUGACCUUUCAAAUGUUGUAUUUGUGGCCACUGCUAACAGAAUGCAGCUCAUACCUCCUCCUCUUCUAGAUAGGAUGGAAGUCAUUGAGCUGCCUGGAUACACACCAGAGGAAAAACUUAAGAUUGCAAUGUACCAUUUGAUUCCACGAGUUUUGGAACAGCAUGGGUUAAGCGCUGAAUAUCUUCAAAUUCCAGAGGCUAUGGUUAAACUUCUGAUUCAAAGAUACACUAGAGAGGCUGGUGUACGAAACCUCGAGAGAAAUUUGGCUUCCUUGGCUCGUGCUGCUGCUGUUAGAGUUGUGGAAAGGGAUCAAACUGUCCCGUUGAAUAAAGAUGUGCAUCAAGUUUCUUCUCCUCUGUUGGAAAAUAGAUUUUCUGAUGGAGGUGAAGUAGAUAUGGAGGUCAUCCCAAUUGGAGCAGAUCACGAGAUACCAAACCCAUUGAGGAUAGCCUCUCCAUUGGUUGUUGAUGAGGCUAUGCUUGAAAAAGUGCUUGGGCCUCCACGGUUUGAGGACAGAGAAGCAGCAGAGAGAGUUAUAACACCUGGGAUAUCCGUUGGAUUGGUUUGGACUGCCUUUGGGGGAGAGGUUCAGUUCGUGGAGGCUACAGCAAUGUCAGGAAAGGGAGAAUUACAUCUCACUGGCCAGCUUGGUGAUGUCAUUAAAGAAUCAGCUCAGAUAGCCCUUACCUGGGUAAGAGCAAGGGCGACAGAUCUGAAACUGGCAGCUGCUUGUGAGUCCAAUCUUUUGGAGGGUCGUGAUAUUCAUAUACACUUUCCUGCUGGUGCGGUGCCUAAGGAUGGGCCUUCAGCUGGUGUGACUCUUGUAACAGCUCUGGUCUCAUUGUUUGGUCGGAAAAGAGUAAGAGCUGAUACUGCAAUGACAGGAGAGAUGACUCUGAGGGGUCUUGUUCUACCUGUUGGUGGCAUCAAGGAUAAGAUACUAGCUGCACAUCGUUAUGGGAUAAAGAGGGUUAUUCUACCAGAGAGGAAUUUGAAAGAUUUAGUGGAAGUUCCUUCAGGCGUGCUUGCUAGUUUGGAGAUAAUAUUAGCCAAGCGGAUGGAAGACGUACUCGAGCAGGCUUUUGAAGGUGGGUGUCCAUGGAGACUACACUCGAAGUUAUGACAAGAAUACGUGGCGAGAUUAUCAUCUAGAACCCGAAUAAUUGAACAUUAGCACGUUGCCUUGUCCAUCGGGUAAAAUACGCUAUCAAUUUGGUUGAAGCUAGUGCUGGUGCUGGCUAAUCAAAAUAUGUGAUGAUUUCUCCAUGUUCUGGUCAAUUCUUCUUCAAGAAGGAAGUCACCCAAUUUGCUGCAGAAAGUUGCAAGUCUUUGGAUCCUGUAACCAUAUGCAUAAAAAACCAUGGUAUGUAAUAUUCUUUCAUCUUAUCAAAUGCUCAUCUACUGCAGUUGAGCCCCCAGUUAUCGUCAUUUUUAUUCUCGUGCUUAUUCGUCCUGUAAUUAUGAAAACGUCUCGUAUUUAUUAUAGAAGCUAAUCUUAUCCCUCCCUCUAUAGCGUUUUUAAGGAAGUGUAUGUAUUUUUAAGUACACAGGUUGGGGCUGUACUGAAAGGGUAUAUUGAUGUAUAACUAAUCUAACUAAAUAAAUACAACUGGUUCAACCAUUUGAUUUCAUUUGC
This is a messenger RNA of Cucurbita pepo subsp. pepo (vegetable marrow), 1654 nucleotides long. The record is from RefSeq and is a predicted model, not a curated record. Lineage: Eukaryota; Viridiplantae; Streptophyta; Magnoliopsida; Cucurbitales; Cucurbitaceae.